UACGUUUAACAAUGAAGCAUCUCUUGUAGUUGUUGAAAACUAUCUCCUUAACAAACAUGUCGAACACUUUUGUCCGAUGCUUAGUAAUUAUUUUGUGCGCGAUUUACUUUGCGCGUAGUGCAACAAUCAUAGAAUACGAUAGUGAAAAUGCCCACACUAAAGUGACGACUGAAAACGUGACUGAAGACUCUUAUAUUGAAGUAGGAAUUGUAAAACAACAGCAUCAUUUAUACGUGGGAAGAUGUAGCCCAAAAGAUAUUAAAUACCACGGUGAAAACAUUAUUGUUAACAACGAUGGAAAAAGUCAUGUUGGUGCUGAUAUUUUGAUUACCAUUGACGGUCUAGUUUACAUAACUUGCGUCAAAGUUUGGGAUCAAGUCCCGGAUGGAGAAGGUGGAUAUCCUUAUUAUACUGAUGGCGGUGUUGGAAAAAACUUUAUUAGGUUCAAUGUCACAACUGGAUAUGGAAAAGGUUUCGAUUUUUACGUAGAAAUUUUCGGAAGACCGCUUGAAGUUAUUAAUAGAAAUUCCUCAAAAAGUUAACAAUACAUAAAUAAUAUACCAAAGAAUUUUUGUUUUAAUGCUUUUUAUAUAAAAAAAUCAUAAAAAAUAUUAACAAUAAAUGAAUAUAUAAAUUGAACGGCAAGUAAAUUGUGUACUAAGUCUAAAAAAAUAAAUACGUUUCGCAUUA
Molecule: messenger RNA, 690 nt
Organism: Onthophagus taurus
Lineage: Eukaryota; Metazoa; Arthropoda; Insecta; Coleoptera; Scarabaeidae
Source: RefSeq, a predicted model, not a curated record